Molecule: messenger RNA, 2672 nt
Organism: Sebastes umbrosus (honeycomb rockfish)
Lineage: Eukaryota; Metazoa; Chordata; Actinopteri; Perciformes; Sebastidae
Product: endothelial zinc finger protein induced by tumor necrosis factor alpha-like
Exons: 3
Coding region: 162-1331 (389 amino acids)
Biological process (GO): regulation of transcription by RNA polymerase II
Cellular component (GO): nucleus
Molecular function (GO): DNA-binding transcription activator activity, RNA polymerase II-specific; RNA polymerase II cis-regulatory region sequence-specific DNA binding
Source: RefSeq, a predicted model, not a curated record
GUGAGUAUCAGCUCCACCACAAUGCUACAGCUUCUAUAGCGAGCUGCAGCUACUAGCAGCUAGCGUUGUCUUUAAAUGUGAAGUAGGUUACAUUUAAAACGCUGCGAGGGGAAAAGAUGUGACAGCCUUCGGUUUUAAGGAUUAUUAGAGAGGCUGCAGUCAUGGGCCCAGACGCUGCAUCUGUCCCUAAAACAGAAUCGUCAGAGGAGAGUCCCGGAGAAGUCGUUGUGAAGGUGAUCUCAGAAUCAGAUUCCAAUGAUGCUUCAAACGUCACUGAGCCCGAGAACUCCAAACAGUCAGAGAGCAACAUAUCAGACAAGUGUUACCCUUGCUCCAUCUGUGGCAAGGCGUUUGACAGACCGUCAAAGCUGGAGAGGCAUAAACCUGUACACUCGAGGAAGCCCAAGACCCUUCAUCAGUGUGAGCACUGUGACAAGAGUUUCACACAACAAGAGAAGUUGAUCCGACACCAGAAUUGCCACAGUCGGACUAACAAGCACCCCUGUCCUGACUGUGGGAAAGUGUUCAACAGGCCUUCAAAGUUAGAGAGACACAAGCGCACCCACUCAAAGAAACCGAAGGUGGCUCAUCAGUGUUCAUACUGCAUGAAGACGUUCAGCAAGCUUAACAAACUCGUCCGUCACAAGCGAAUGCACACCGGGGAGAAGCCUUUCACCUGCUCAGUCUGCGGAAAAGGAUUCUCCGAGUCCGGUCACUGCAAAGCACACGAAAAGACGCACGAGGAGCAGCCGGAAAAACCUCACUGCUGCGCAGACUGCGGGAUGUGUUUCUUCAAGGCCUCGGAGCUCCGUCGGCACUUCCGCUCCCACACGGGAGAGAAACCUUUUAGAUGCACCCUGUGCGAGAGCUGCUUCUCCCGCUCGGAAGGACUUAAAAGACACAUGAGGAGCCACACGGGGGAAAGACCAUACAAAUGCAUUGUCUGCGCAAAAGGAUUUUAUUCUCGUCAGGAUUUGAAUAUUCACGGGUUGACCCAUUCGGGAGAGAAACCACAUCUUUGCCCCGUGUGUGGUAAAGGCUUCUCGCAGCUGGGCAACAUGAAAGAACAUGAACAAAAUGUUCAUAUUAAGUCAGAGAAAUACAUUUGCAAUGAAUGUGGGGCAACGUUCACACGGUACAAGUCACUGACGAAACAUCAGCGGACACACACAGGAGAGAGACCCUAUCUGUGCCUCACCUGCGGUCGCAGGUUUUCAUGGAGCCAUUCUCUUAGCAGACACCGGAGGACACACGCGCACAGACAGAUGUCUAUGGACAAAUCCAAAGACAAGUUAAGUUUUGAAGGACCCUCUGAGAAUCCUAGCAGUUGAAAAUAGAAGUGAAAUCCUUAUAGAUGGUCAUUUCAUUGUCAAGCUAUCUUCCUGGAGCCACAGUCAAGCUAAAAUUUACUAAUUUGUAGUAAUUUGUAGAACAUUGAGAACUAACUUUGAGGCUUUGUGACGAUUCACCUCGCUGCUUGCUUUAUUUGUCCACGAAAUAUCAGUUAGAAAUUCUCAGUACAUUGCUCCAGAUUAGCUUCUUUUUUUAUUACAAUAUUUGUAUUGAUCCAAGUUGUGUUCUCUUAAUUGGGUGAAGACAGAUCGUUUGGCCAUUUAAGUGCACUGCUGUAUGUAGUGAAGCUCUGUUUACAUCUUCCUUUAUGACAGAUAUGGACUUGCCUUUAGAUAGUGUGGACAAAAUAUCUCAUAUCAUGGUAUGAAUUCCUGUUUGUUAUUAACCAAAAGAUAUGUCACAACCAAAGUAGAGUUGCCCUGCCACAAACACAUGACACUCUUACUUAACAUGCAACCAAACGGAUACUAGGUACAAUAUUGAAGAAGUCUCUGUAACUGUAUGAAUAACAGACGUGUCAGACUGAAGUCUUGACUAAAUCUGAAUAAAUGUCUGCUUUCCAAUAAUGAUUAACUUAAUCUGAUGUAAUCUGCUACCUCACUUAAACAGUACCAUAGAAGGCACACAAACAUUAACCAGCACAAGAUUUGUGCAUGGUCCAGUCCAUACCAGUAGCUCAGUGAUUUUCUUAAAUCAUACUUUAUUUUUAAAUUUGGUUCAAAAUUACAAUUAAAUGCCAAAAAAUUAAACAUUUUUUGUACUUAUAUCAUUUUCUUUAUUAUAUAAUUACACUUUCACAGAAUGGUUGAUGCCAUGCUGAAUCACAACAGAAACAUGCUGUUACAUUAUCCUCUAUGCAGGUAUAUUACCUCUCACCACUAAUGUGAAACACCUGCUGUGAGAUCACGGAUGGCAUUGUGGUCAGAAGUGCUCAAAUGUUGAACGGUUGUUUGAAUUGUAGAGUAACAGCAGCAGUUUCCCUCUGGUUUGAGCUGUGUAAAAUAAAAAUGACUAUAAAAGUUUUUUUUCAGUUUUACUUUAAUAUGAAUCACAUAUAUAUUGUGUAGUGAUGUAAUCCAUUGAUUUUCUUUGUGAUACUAUCUACAUUAUGUGGUAGCUUACUGUCAAUAAACUGAUACCUUACAUUGUGCUGUAGGUCACUGCAAAGUAACAACACAAUGGGCCCACUACACUCUUAAAUACAUAUUCAAUUAAUGUGCUCAAAUGUUUUUUUAGUUGUGCUGACAAGGAUGUGAGUUGAACCUCUGGAAAGCUAUUAUAGAAAAUAUAGCCACCAAUAAACAGUUUUUUUCAUAUAA